Phalaenopsis equestris is the source of this 2944-nucleotide messenger RNA. RefSeq names its product neutral ceramidase-like. Lineage: Eukaryota; Viridiplantae; Streptophyta; Magnoliopsida; Asparagales; Orchidaceae. Gene Ontology annotation, cellular component: extracellular region. Bases 439 to 2790 code for a protein of 783 amino acids. Gene Ontology annotation, molecular function: N-acylsphingosine amidohydrolase activity. Gene Ontology annotation, biological process: long-chain fatty acid biosynthetic process; sphingosine biosynthetic process; ceramide catabolic process. The transcript has 10 exons. The record is from RefSeq and is a predicted model, not a curated record.
GACAGUUUUAUCUGUCUUUCAUCUCCCCUCACCCAACUGGAGUAGUUAAAGUUUGUCAAGCUACCAUAAAAGAGAUCGCAUCACUGAGCUUUGUAGUCGAAGGACAGCUCCGUGAUGGAGAUAUCUCCGUUAUUAGACUUGCGGAGUCGCUCUUCUUUUCUGUAGGACCGUGUCGCCGGCUAGGUUAAGUCGCCGCUGCAUAUUGCCAUUUCGGGACGGCUUCCUCUGUUCUUUUUGAUCAACUUAAUCCCCCUCCGAAAAAAAAAAAAAAAACAUCUUGUUUUGUACUGGGAGCCGGAUUCGUAGGUUUCAAGCUUUCUAUUUUUUUAUCCUGCCUCCAUAACCAACACUGUUAUCCGUGUUCUUAUUGAUUAUCUACAAGAUGAAAUAGAACAAUCGGACUUGCUUCUCAAGAGCUAACCCUGUGGGUUUGCAGAAAUGGGAAUUUUUUCUUUCAUAAACUGGAGUGGCGGCAGUUCACUUAGAUGCCUUUGUCUCUGGCUAUUGCUUUUGAUAGUAUCACAGAAUGUCAGCGCAGAAAGUUCAUAUUUGAUUGGGUUGGGGAGCUAUGACAUUACAGGACCUGCAGCUGAUGUUAAUAUGAUGGGAUAUGCUAAUAUGGAGCAGAUUGCAUCUGGACUUCACUUCAGACUAAGAGCUCGUGCAUUCAUAGUUGCCGAGCCCGGUGCAAAUCGAGUGGUUUUUGUGAACCUAGAUGCAUGCAUGGCAUCCCAAAUUGUCACCAUCAAAGUAAUUGAGAGAUUGAAAUCCAGGUAUGGUGGCUUAUAUAAUGAAAAAAAUGUAGCAAUCAGUGGAAUUCAUACACAUGCUGGACCCGGUGGUUAUCUUCAAUAUGUUGUUUAUCUUGUGACUUCACUAGGAUUUGUUCAACAGUCAUUUAAUGUCAUUGUUGAUGGAAUUGAGAAAGCCGUCAUACAAGCCCAUGAAAACUUGCGGCCUGGGUCAAUAUAUAUAAACAGCGGAGAGCUUCUUGAUGCUGGUAUUAACCGCAGUCCAAGUGCAUAUCUUAACAAUCCUUCUGAAGAAAGAAAACAAUACAAAUAUGACGUUGAUAAGGAAAUGACCCUACUGAAGUUUGUAGAUGAAGAAUGGGGUCCAGUUGGUAGUUUCAAUUGGUUUGCUACUCAUGGGACUUCUAUGAGUCGCACAAAUUCACUGAUAAGCGGAGACAACAAGGGAGCUGCUGCACGUUUUAUGGAGGACUGGUUUGAGAAAGUUCAUGGAGAGGCAAAUGGCAUAAAAUCUAAAGUUUCAAGUAAUGAUAGCCUAGAAAAUGGAUUUCCUCGUAAAUUGUCCAGCAUAACCUCCCAGUUGCAUGAGAACUAUUCCGCGAUGAAGUUGAUUGCUAUGUCAUUCCCAGCAAAUAAUGGUAGCGAAAUACCUGAGAACUUUACUAUGACAAGUCGGGUACGGAGUACCUUUGAUCAGGGAGUUAAAGCAAAAUUUGUUUCUGCUUUUUGUCAAUCAAAUUGCGGGGAUGUAAGUCCAAAUGUUCUUGGAGCUUACUGCAUAGACACCGACUUACCAUGUGAUUUUAACCACAGUACUUGCAAUGGAAAGAAUGAACUGUGUUACAGCCGUGGUCCUGGGUAUCCAGAUGAGUUUGAGAGUACACGCAUCAUUGGGGAUAGACAAUUUAAGAAAGCCGUGGAUUUGUUCACGGAAGCAUUGGAAAAGAUCAAUGGAAAAAUUGAAUAUCGUCAUACUUAUUUGGAUUUCUCAAAUCUAAAUGUCACAAUUCCUUCCAUUAAGGGUCAAGAAGUGGUCAGAACAUGCCCUGCUUCCAUGGGUUUUGGUUUUGCAGCUGGAACCACUGAUGGUCCUGGAGCAUUUGAUUUUAGCCAAGGAGAUGACAAGGGAAAUGCAUUUUGGAGGCUGGUGAGAAACGUACUAAAAACACCUAGUAAAGAGCAAAUUGAUUGUCAACAUCCAAAGCCAAUUUUACUAGAUACUGGUGAUAUGAAGGAGCCAUAUGAUUGGGCACCUUCAAUUCUUCCAAUUCAAAUAAUUAGAAUUGGACAAUUUGUCAUCCUUUGUGUCCCUGGAGAGUUUUCUACAAUGGCUGGAAGGCGUCUUCGUUCAGCUAUAAAAACAGUACUUACCAGCAGCAACUCUGGAGAGUUUGAUGGCAAUAUGCAUAUUUUAAUUGCUGGUCUGACGAACACAUAUUCUCAGUACGUUACUACAUUUGAAGAGUAUGAGAUCCAAAGAUAUGAGGGAGCAUCUACUCUGUAUGGACCGCACACACUAAGUGCCUACAUUCAGGAGUUCAAGAAAUUGGCCGCAUCGAUCGCCGGCGGCGGCCCUGACAUCCCUUCAGGCCCACAGCCUCCUGAUCUUCUCAAUAAACAAAUCAGCUUGCUUUCUCCUGUAAUCUUUGAUUCAAAACCCAUAGGUGUCAACUUUGGAGAUGUCAAGUCAGAUGUUCCUCCGAACUCAACUUUUACCAAGGGUCAUAUGGUCACGGCCACGUUUUGGUCUGCUUGUCCUCGAAAUGAUCUGAUGACCGAAGGUACCUUCUCGCUCGUGGAGAUCUUGCAGGGUUCUGAAACAUGGGUUCCGGCUUAUGAUGACGAUGAUUUGUGUCUCCGAUUCAAGUGGUCCAGGCCAUGGAAGCUCAGCUCUCGCAGCUAUGCUACGAUAGAGUGGAGGAUUCCUGAAACCGCAGUGCCUGGUGUCUACAGAAUAAGACAUUAUGGUGCUGCAAAGAACUUGUUGGGAUCGAUCACCCAUUUCACUGGUGCUUCAACUGCGUUUGUUGUGAUAUAGCGAUGAGCUUGUUGUAAAUACUUUAAACAUACAAGGCUUCAUUUAUUCUGGUGUGGGCUUUUGUAGCUAAUGAGAACUAGAGCUUUGUUUUGUGUUUGUAUUUGAAAUUAUAUCGGAUAUUGAAGGCUGUAUCAGACGUAAAGUUUUAUUUGUA